Molecule: messenger RNA, 4229 nt
Organism: Hipposideros armiger (great roundleaf bat)
Lineage: Eukaryota; Metazoa; Chordata; Mammalia; Chiroptera; Hipposideridae
Gene: MYCBPAP
Product: MYCBP associated protein
Source: RefSeq, a predicted model, not a curated record
CUUCAUGGCGCUCGCCGGCGCCGCUGGUGACGUCACGGUCGGGCCCCAGGGCGUUUUCAAGGUCUGCGCGAGGGAGGAGCGGCCCUUAGCACCCGCGCGGGGGCGACCCGAUGAAAAAAGUGACUUCCAAGCACUCUCCGCCCAGGUGCUUCGGUGGGGGCGCGCCCCCGCAAGGGCCGCUGGUUGCUAUGGACGCAGCUGCGCCCGCUGGCGGGCGGGGUCGCGGGGGUGUGCCCCACGGCUUAGUUAUCCCAGGUCCCGGCGGAGCAGGGCCACGCUCUCGCCGGACGGUACCAUGAAGCCUCUAAAGAAGGAAUCCCGCCUCAGAAUACCUCCAAACAGAUUCUUGGAGGCCGCAGAGAGCCUAAAAGAAAAAAAGCGGGCAAAGGUACCUGAACAGCUCACACCCCCCAUUCAGGAAGAACCUGAGCCUGUUAGCAAUGUCCUACAAGGAGAUGACAUUCUUGCAUUAGCCAUUAAGAAGGAAGACUUGAAGAUGCAACACAUUCCUCGCUUUAUUGAAACAGAAGAUAAGCAUGCCAUUACCCAGAAAUUUAUCAUCCGUAAACCCAAACCCAGGGAUCCUAGGAGGAAGGUCUGCCACUUCGUAGCCCAUCCUGCUAUUCCAGAUGCAGCCACAAAGCCCCUGGAUUACUCCGGUCCAGGUGACAGUUUCCAUGGCAGUGACCAGAUCCUUCCCCACCACAUCUUGGGGAGUCUCCAGGACUUUAAGAGAAUUGCAGUUGCUCGAGGGAACACCCAGCUGGCUGAGCUGAUACACACUCCUUCCUGUCUGAUGACCCUCAUCUCAGCUACAGAAGAGCAGAAGCAGACAGCCCCAGAAGAAGAGAAGGCACAUCCCUGGGCCCCACCUCCCCAGCACAACUUUCUGAAAAACUGGCAGCGCCAUGUAGCCCUGCGAAAGAGGCAGCAGGAAGCCCUCAGUGACCGCCUGAAGAAGCCUGUUGGUGAGUUGCUGAUGCAUAUAGGGGAGACCUACAGACAGACCCAGGAAGAGCGGGAGCUCAUUGACCGAGCGCUUCCAACGCAGCAUGAUGGGAAGUGCUGUGAUGAGACCAGUGGGUUCUGGAGUCGACUGGAAUACUUGGGAGAUGAAAUGACGGGUCUGGUAAUGACGAAGACAAAAGCGCAGCGUGGCCUCCUGGAACCAAUCACACACAUCAGGAAGCCACACUCCGUUCAGGCGGAGAUGGGAUUGCUGGCCCAGAAGGAUGCUUGGUACCGCUACACCUGGGAUCGGAGUCUGUUUCUGAUUUACCGACGCAAGGAGCUGCAGAGCAUCAUGGCAGAGCUGGAUUUUAGCCAGCAGGAUAUUGAUGGCCUGGAGGUGGUGGGCAGCGGGCAGCCUUUCUCGACUGUUUCAGUGGAAGAGUUUUCAGUGAUUGAAGAGAGCCAGAAAAGUUCCUCUGAAGACACAGUGAGCUUAGACUUAUUGGCCAGUUACCCUGAUAUGGUCCCCAUGCCUGUGCUCGGCCCUUCUCUUCUAUUCUGCGGGAAGCCAGCUUGCUGGAUCAGAAGCAGUAACCCACAGGACAAGAAGCAAGUUGGAAUUGCUGUCCGCCUGACCUUUGAAACUCUAGAAGGGCAGAAAACAUCUUCAGAACUGACGGUAGUCAAUAACGGCACUGCAGCCAUUUGGUAUGACUGGCGGAGGCCGUCCCAGCCGGACUCUUUCCAAGACCUAAAGAGAUACAGGAUGCAGCGGUUCUACUUUAACAAUCGGGCAGGUGUGAUCCUGCCUGGAGAAACAAAUACCUUUACCUUCUUCUUCAAGUCUUUGAAUGCUGGGAUCUUCAGGGAAUGUUGGGAGUUUGCAACCCACCCCACCCUGUUAGGAGGUGCUGUCCUGCAGGUCAAUCUCUACGCAGUCUCCUUGGCCCAGGACAUUUUUAUGGAUGACAGGAAGUUACUGGAGAACAAGCUGGCUUCCCACGAAGCGGUCACCAUUGUGCAGAGCGUGCUGCAGGAGCUGCUGGGGGGGAUCCAGACCCCAGAGCGUGUGCAGUCACCUGUGGAUACCUAUCUCACGGAGGAGGACUUGUUCCACCACAGGAAUCCUCAGCUGCAUUACCAGCACCAAGUGGUGCAAGGCCUGCACAGACUGUGGUACCAGUAUGUGACCCUACCCCCGAAGGCCGAGGCGGCUAGGCCAGGUGAGGAGGAGCACCUCAGCCCCUGGGCCCGGGCAGCUAUGGCCCAGCCAGCCUAUUUAGAGAACACGUCCAUGAACAUCGAGUCUUCGGCCGUGGAAUCCCAGCUGCCCCAGCAGGACUCCCUCAGGGACUCCCAAGAUUCUUUCAGGUCCAAGAAGACCAGAGUGGGGCUCAGGAGUUCUCGGGGAAAGAGCAUCAUGGAGGAGAUCCUGGUGGAGGGGAGCCCAGACCUGGAGAACGCCAAGAGCCCCUGGGAGCUGGAGGGCUGUCCCCUGCCCAAGUGGAACCUCUGCUUGGAGGACUUCAGAAAGGCAGUGAUGACACUCCCUGAGGAGAACCAGAGAGAAGAUGCCCUAAUCAGGCUCAACAAAGCAGCGCUGGAGCUGUGCCAGGAACAGAGGCCAUUGCAGUCCGACUUCCUGUACCAGAUGUGUUUGCAGCUGUGGCGGGAUGUGAUUGACAGCCUAGUGAGCCAUUCCCUGUGGCUGAGGGCUCUGCUGUGCCUUCCCGAGAAGGACACCAUCUAUUUGGACAUGCCAGAAGGGCAAGAUCGAAAAUCACCUUCUAUCGUGGAAGUGAAGAUGACUUCUGGGAGAGCUGGGAAGGAGGACCGGAAAGGGGCAAGCCAGGAAAAGAAGCAGUUGGGAAUCAAAGACAAAGAAGAUAAAAAAGGAGCCAGGCUGUCAGGGAAAGAGGACCGUUUAAACAGCAAGAAACACAAGGCAAAGGAUGACAGGAAACCUAUGAAAUCUUUAAGUCGGGACAGGCUUUUCUUGGAAGACCCUACCCCUGAGAGCACCACCCCUUCUCAGGAACCCAUGGAUCCCCUGGUCAUGGAGAAAUACACCCAGAGGCUGUACAUUGAGGUCUAUGGGCUGCUGGACACUCUGGUGACCGACCUGAUGGCCCUGGCUGAUGAGCUCAGUCCCAUAAAGAAUGUUGAGGAACCUUUGCGUCUUUGCACCUGACUCCUGUGCCUAAGAAGCUUUCUGGGCAACCGGUUAGCAAACAAAUCAAUAAAGAACCUUUAGGUUCCUACCAUUUCCAUCAUGCCUUUUGUCUUGAAUGCCAGCUCUUGAUGAGGUCAGCUCAUGGCUCAGGUCCUCCCAUGUCCCACCUGCCCUCAGAUCCCCCACACACCUUGUCCCAGUUCCUGAAGUCAUCCAGGAGGAGGAGAGUUGAUGUGUGGGAUGAUAAACUGAAGAGCAAGUUGGUAACAGGACAAGGAAUGAGUCAGAUGACAGGACAGACAGCGUCAUCCCUCAUAGUUUCUGCCUCUGGCCCUCUUUGGCCCACAUUUUUAGCGUCAUGCUUCCUGGAGCCAGGUCUUCUCCAAGUGUCAUCACUAAGUACGACCAAGUAUGAGACUAGGGGAACUAGACCCCAUGGGACCUGGCUCCCUGAGAUCCUCCUACUGCAGCUGAGUCCAAGGGCCCUGUCCAUAUCUGAGGAUCAUGCUCAUCACACUGUUAACCCCUAGAGGCUGGAAACCUUUGCCCUUGGCCAGAGGUUAUUAUUUUGGAUUCUUACCUGUCAUCCCCCUCCUCAUGUCAAACCAUCUGACCUCUUUCAGCCAUUUUUCUGCCUUAAAACCAGCCUCAACUUUAUGCUCCCUGCCUUGCUCAGAGACAUGUGAAGUGGGGAAAAGAUGGAUCUUGGAAAGAAAGGUACUGUCAGCUCAAACUCAGUACCACAAUUGUUUUCUGUCAGUAAUCAUUAUCCUGGGUUACGCUUCCUGUGUGGAGUAGGCUCUAGCCUCCCAGAGUUUGAAGAUCAACUUUGCCAAUGGUGGACUUAUUGCCUUAAGUGCUGAUGGAGCAGAGGUAUGUGGGUGGGAGACUGGGGGAGUAGCCACAGUCUCCCACCCAUUUGGUGCUUCUGAUAAGGACCUCAUGGGCCUCAAGCAUCCUCCCCUGUUGAGACAGGGGAAGAGGAGGUUUGCUGAGAGCAGAACAUAUUGUGUUGGAGAGGCAGAGGGGGCUGUGCCUGGAGUCCUGAUGCCCCUGUCCGGGUGGCGAAGGGGGAGCUGGGAGCUCACAGAAGGGCCAGCCGCUG